AGUUAAAAGCUUCGUUGAGGACCUGAAUCAUAGAGGGUAGGACCAUCUUCCCGUCCUUCAUUGGCUGUGAGGUCUUUUACGACUUACAGCGGAGGUGAAAAAGGAGCUAUCCAUGCAAGUUUUCUCUCGUAACACAACCCUGCACAAAACGGCGGAUAGACCGAUUAAGUUUAAUGUCACAGCGAGGCACUUGGACUCUGGAGUUGCCCUUUGGCUCCUCAUUUACGCGAGAUUCAGCUGGGGAGCAGGCAGUGCCAUUCCCAGUCGGGCUGUAGGACCCAGUGGAAUCGGUUCUAGCCUCCAGGAGGAAGCACUGGCACCUGUUACAGUAAAGAGGCGAUCAGCAGCUUCGACUAGCAGCUAGAACUCAUUGGACCCUGACUGCAGAGAGAGAGAGAACACACAGCUUGAGGGGCAGAACUAGAAGCAAACCCUCUUCUUUUCAUUGUUUUUUUUGGCCUGAUCUUUGGAUAUUUUGUUUGUGUGGGAAACUGCUUUCGUCAUGGGAACAGUCACUUAGUGAGAUGGGAACUGCAUUCCGGGCGAUCCAAUCGAAAACGAACCGACUUUCUGACUCCCUCCUUCACCUCAAGCAACGGGCAGUCCCGGGUAAUGCCCGCGAUGCAGCCGAGCCUCUGCCUUAUCCUGUGGCUGAGCGGAGUCUUCAGCUUGGAGAAGUUCGAUGGACCUUUGCUUGAAGCCAGUUGCCCCCAUGAGGCCUUCUCAUGUGAAGCCAAGUACUGUGACUCUGAACAAAACAGUGAAGAGAUGCCAGUGAACACACUGCUUGCAACUAACUUAACAGCCUCCACUAUACUCUACUGUGAAGAGAACAAGCCUUGCAACCCAUGUAUACGUGUCCAGCUGACUGUGUCACUGGCAGAGAGUAAAUGGAAUCCGGGGGGAAGUGGAAGCCUAUCCAAAAGAAACAAGUACUCUGACACGGUUGAAGAAAGUGAGGACGAAGACAAUAAUGAAGGCUUUGGGUUGAUAUAUAUUUUUUCACAUCAGCUGGAUGAUGGGAUAAACAUGUGUGCACAGCUGAAGAUUCAAUUUCCUCACACUGAUUAUGGAAACAACACAUCAUCAAGACCCAGGCCAAUGGGAACCGUGGAGUUGAGUUGCUUUCAAGCAGUUUUGAAUAGUAAAGUUCUAAUAAAAGCUUCCACAAAAUUUGAAAACCAGGAGGUUUUGCAGCAUAUGCAUGAAGUUGAAGAUUGUACCUUGAAAGAUUUUCUGGAGAACAUAGAAUGGUGCAAGGUUCCAACCAUAAAUACCACAUUAGAAAACAAGAUGCAAAUGGCUGUUAUUAAUGUGCCGCCAAAUUAUUACAGCGUGUUCAAGUAUAAUGUGACGCCACCAUUUGAGAGCAAAAACCCACUGGUUACUGAUGUAUCAAAAGUGAAUGAGGUGCACCUCAACUUCUCAGACAUCGUCCCUUGUUUGUGCGUGCAGGCAUGGUCUGCAACAAUAGAAGAUGCCAGACGAUGUGAAAAAUGUCCAUUUUCUCAGGCUGAGGAAUUUCGAGAAAACAUUUGGAAGUUGAGCAGCCUGGCAGUGGAAUAUAGGAGGAAUGCACUUCAGUGGACAAUUUCAUCGCCAUGCGCCAUGAAGGGCGAGAUCUCCCUAUGCUCAAAAUCAGGGGAUGAUACGUUAUGUCAUGAGAUCCCUCAAUCCAGACAGGCAAUUCAAAUUAAUAAACGGAGUGAAUUCAAAGGUGUGGAUCCGCACCCCUCCCUCUGUAUAAAGAUUAUCUCAGGAGAUCACAUCAAUUUUAGUUGCCCUUUUGAUGCUGAACACUCACUGCCAUGGAAAGUGGAGUCCAAAGUGAAGCACAGAAAUGUCAUCGUGACUAUAUAUCAUAGAAUAAACAAAAUGAACUUCUCGAUCUGUGUUGUGAAAGGAAACAAGUGUGAGCAUUUCCAACAGAACAUAAAAGAGAUUAACCAGCAGAAGAAGCAACUGGACCUUGUUUCACAGGACUGCUUUCAGGUCUGGCGAUCAGAUGUGAACUUCUCGCCCAGAAUCACCAUCUGUCCCUACGAUAUGUAUGCCAGAGAACGAUGGGCUCCAUUACUGGUAGUAUUUUUAAUACUUGUCAUAAUUGUGAUCGUCACAAUUACUGUCAAGACGCAGAUACUGAAAGGUUGUAUAGAGAUGAUCAAAUGGAAACCCAUUGCAACAGCUCCUACAGCUGCAGACUCUCUGGGUAACAGGAAGAUCCUUCUUCUGUAUUCGCUGGAUCACAAUCAGUUUGAAAAGUUGGUUAACACUUUUGCAUUUGUCCUGUGUGAACUUAAAUUCCAAGUAGCUGUGGAUCUAUGGAAGCGUAAAGAACUGGGUGCCCAAGGUCCCCUACCAUGGGUCCAUUCCCAGAAAAAUAAAAUUACAGAAGAAGGUGGAAAAAUCGUCAUCCUCUUCUCCAAGGGUGCCAGUAUAAAAUGUAAUGAAUGGCUUCAGUCCACUGGAAGCACAAAAACCAUACAUGACCCAUAUGAUGGAUUUAUGGCUUCCUUAAACUGUGUUCUUCCUGAUAUCAUGAAGGGAAAUGUUUCUGGGGAGUAUGUUGUUGCAUAUUUUGAAGACUUGCAGAAAAAGGAAGAAAUACCAGAAAUGUUUAAGAAAAUACCAGUCUACAAUUUGCCAUCACAACUUUCCGAGUUCCUCCAAGAGAUUGGUGAACCGGGCAUCUUCAAACCCGCACAGAAAGCAACCAGCUAUCAAUCAGCAAUUAGUGACCAUCUUAAUGACGUCAUUAAGGAGUGCCAGCUGUGGGAACAAAAUCACUUAAACUGGUGUCAGGACUAAUGCACGUUACAGUGGGGACUUGGCCUAAAUAGUCAAGUGGUUAUGGUACUGGGUUUGUAACCCCAAGAUCAAGAGUUCAAAUCUCACAAUGGCAAACUAUGAAACAAUGUAACUUCAUCUGAAACAGAUGGAAACAGGUUUGUACUCGAAAGAGUUACAGUGGACAUCUGAAGGAGAACAAGCAAACAAUGCAAUGAUGCACUGUUCACUGAUAGAAACGGAGAUGCUUUCAAUGGUCUGAAGAUUCCACAAGGACAUAACCUCAGUGCAUUGAGCAAUCACUGUCCCUUGCUGCUUUGGUUAAACUCCAGGUUACUGCCCAAUUGUUAAACAUUGUGACAAAAGAAAAUAGUUGCAAGGCAGGCCAAACCAAAAACUGUAACUGCAUUAAUUUAAUCCUGCUGAUGAUCUUUGAAACAGAUAAUGUUUCAGUUGGUAAGGUUGGAACAACUUAAGUGUUUUAAACCAAUAUUUGGUAACACAAUGCCCUCCUGGAAUUCUUUUCAAUUUCAAAAACGAUGAGCAAAAGCUGUAACAAAUCUGAGCUAAAACAAAAACUCUCUUCAUGUCACUUUCUGCAGGAAUGAAAAUUUUAAUGACAUUGUAAAAUGAUUUCCUACUUUAAUGAAGGGACUAAAAAACUGAAUAUGUUCACUGCGAGAGACAUAUUUUUGUCAAACCAAGAUGUAUUGUCAAUCUGGCUUUUAGGUUUUAGACAUUGUAAACUCAAAGCCCAGGAAACUCCAUGCAUCUAUGGCACUGCAGCAGAAGUAGACAUUACUGGAAAAGACUUCAGGAGGACCUUAUCCAGUACCCAACACAAUCCAGUGUGUGUGAAUGAGCCUGUUCAUUCUAAUUCAGGAGACUUGAGUCACAACCUCAGGCACUCAGCAAUUCUAUAACUGUAGUCUUUUAUGUGUAUAUGUGUACAUCAGUGUAAAUACCUUAAAUGUUUUGUAUUCAGUAUGAUAAAUCUGAUAUCUCUUGGUUCUUUUCACUACAAACCAGUCAUUAAAACAGGAAAUGUUUGCAAUGGGAAAAUCACAUUUCUCCCAAGAUCAUUUUCCUUCUUUUGGUUGAUCUUAACUCCAUCUUUUUAACAUAUCCUUCAAAUCACUCUUUCUUUAGAAACCUAUUUGAUCCCAUCUACACUACUGGAGCCCAUUUAAGUGCACAGCUUGUUUGUCAAAAGUACUUAUUCAGUUGUUCACUAAAAUGAUGUGCUAUUUUUCAUUACAACGUUCUGCUGCAUCUCCCAAAUGCUGCUUCUCUACAAAUUCUCACUUGACCCUUUUGAUCUGCUGCUGUUUCCCUCUCCACACCUAUGGACUAUAACUGCUGACAUUAAAUGAGAACAGAAGAUUGUUUUAGCUCACCACUUCAAUGGUCUACAAUUAUGUUGAAGUAAACUGUUGCAGUUGGAUCUCAGCCAGUAAAAAAGUCAUGUAAUGUAUUCCUAGUUCAUGGUUCAGAGGACAUGCUGUACCAGAAGUGGUACUAGAUGAGUAGGAUUGGGUGGGAGGCAGCAGCAGAUACUCAUUUAGGUUAAGAGUUCAUUUGAGCGUUUUGGAAAAUAUGGAAGUCAUAAGAAAAGAAUUUCUGUACUGAUGUUUAAUUUAUGUAAAUGGACUAUCCCUUUGCCAGGUAUUUACUUCAGUGAGUUUCACUGUAGUCAUUUCACUGACCUGUUAACUUAUUCCAUGUAUCUAUUUAUUUCUAGUUCAAUCCUUUGUGCGUAAAGAGAACUCCUUGCUCAGUCUAAUAAAAUUUUUAAAAGUG
Molecule: messenger RNA, 4587 nt
Organism: Carcharodon carcharias (great white shark)
Lineage: Eukaryota; Metazoa; Chordata; Chondrichthyes; Lamniformes; Lamnidae
Product: interleukin-17 receptor C-like
Exons: 19
Coding region: 613-2808 (731 amino acids)
Molecular function (GO): interleukin-17 receptor activity
Source: RefSeq, a predicted model, not a curated record